Molecule: messenger RNA, 4587 nt
Organism: Arthroderma uncinatum
Lineage: Eukaryota; Fungi; Ascomycota; Eurotiomycetes; Onygenales; Arthrodermataceae
Exons: 7
Coding region: 1-4587 (1528 amino acids)
Biological process (GO): cellular oxidant detoxification; cell redox homeostasis
Cellular component (GO): cytosol; mitochondrion
Molecular function (GO): protein binding; peroxiredoxin activity
Source: RefSeq, a predicted model, not a curated record
AUGGCUGAACGCAGCGCCCCCAAGCCAUCUGCAAGCCUCCGCCUGGGAUCUACCGCCCCAGACUUCAACGCCGUCACCACCAAGGGCGAGAUCAACUUCCACGAGUUCAUCGGCGACAACUAUGUCAUCCUCUUCUCCCACCCAGACGACUUCACCCCAACCUGCACCACCGAGCUUGGAGCCUUUGCCAAACUAGAGCCCGAGUUCACUAAGCGCGGCGUCAAGCUUAUUGGCCUGUCUGCAAACGGCCUCAAGUCUCACCAUGACUGGAUCAAGGACAUCGACGAGGUCACCGGCUCGCACCUCCAGUUCCCCAUCAUCGCCGAUGCCGACCGCAAGAUCUCCUACGCCUACGACAUGAUCGACUACCAGGACACCACCAACGUCGACGAGAAGGGAAUGGCCAUGACCAUCCGUUCUGUCUUCAUCAUCGACCCCAAGAAGAAGAUCCGUCUGAUCAUGAGCUACCCAGCCACUACCGGCCGCAACACCGCCGAGGUCCUCCGCUGCGUUGACGCCCUGCAGACCACCGACAAGAACGGCGUCAACACCGGCAUCAACUGGAACAAGGGCGAGGACGUCAUCAUCCCCCCAUCCGUCACCACCGAGGACGCCCAGAAGAAGUUCGGCGACAUCAGGGUCGUCAAGCCCUACAACUAUAACUUCGCCUUCGAGUUCAUCAUCUAUGUGAUAUUGGCUAUCGGAGCUGUGUGUCAGCCAGGCCCAUCUCCCGGCGCAAACCCACUCGGCGCCGUUUCAGAUAACCCUAGGGUUCCUGGUACACCACCGGGUUCGCCCACUUGGUUCGACCAGGCUGCGCUCUUUGUCUUCGUCUUUUUCUCGCUCCUGGGAACUGCAUGGAUACGUCGACCAGCACACCUUACGCUGUGGAAAUCGAUUGGUAUCGGCACGACCGCUGACUGGGUACUAUUGCCUGGGUUGCUGGGAGGUGACUCGACUGAGUCGCCGUCCUCGCCGUUGGGCUUGGGACCGGGCUCGAGACCGUUUAUCUCCUCGCCCUUGUUCAAUGCAAAUACGAAUGCAACGCCCGACGCAACUGCAAAUUCAAAUGCACCUUACUCAUACUCGCACUCAUACUCGCACUCAUACUCAUACUCACAUUCACACUCACAUUCGCGCUCGAGCCGCUUCGCAUCUGUGAAGAAAUACUUUCGAGCUGAGCUGACUAGGACUAGGAGCAGGAGCAAAAGUAAGACGAGGAACGAUAGCGGGACAAGGGACGACGAUAGCAAAUUUAGAGACCCUGAGAAUAGGACCUGGGACGACGAGAUCAAAAUUAGAGGCGAGAACGAGGACAGAAGCGAGAGCAAGGACAGGCAUCGUUCGACUAUCGCGUCACAGAAUCCAUCGCAGACUUGGUUCAGCGCAGACUCGUCGCCCGAGGUACGGUCACCAUCGAUACACUGGCAUUCAAGUCUCCCGCCGCCUACACCUCCUUCGCAACGCCAGACAGAACUGUUCCCUCUGCCUCCGCUGCGGCUACGGGGGUCAUCGCUUUCACAGCCAGAGAAACGGGCAACCGCCAUAGAUAUACCACCGCCGCGCUCGCCGCUACUGUCACCACCACUCUUAUCUCCUACCAUCUCGAUCGACCCUUCAAUACUCUCCCCGACUUAUGGACGCUCGCAAGAACAGAUACAAAUCCCACCGAACAACUCAUAUCCGUCAACGUCCAUUUUCUCCCGAUUGAGCGAAACUCUACCUACAUCAAUGGCUUCGACCAGACGCCCUUCCUCGUCCAGGGGAGGAGACCCAAACUCCCUCACCGGCAGCAGCCUACCCUUACACACGCAUUCACAGUCCCAGUCUCAGUCGCAGAUAAAUCCGCAACCGCAGAAUGGAACUACUCCGACAUCUGGCCCGACAAACCUCUCCGGCCUAGUAUGUAAUGUCCACCGCACCACAGGACGUGAGCCGCACGCUCUCGUCGGGGCCACAACUACCAUCCUGGGCGACAAGCUCUAUGUCUUUGGCGGCCGACUGCUCUCUAGGGCCCGACCCGAGCUUACCUCCGACCUAUACGAACUAGACCUGAUCAAACGGCACUGGACAAAGAUCCAUCCCACAGGCGAUGUGCCUCCACCGCGCUAUUUCCAUAGCAUGUGUCCUCUGGGCGACACCAAGCUCGUCUGCUACGGCGGCAUGUCCCCACGCUCAGCGGUAGCUGGCCAUCCGCCCACAAAUGUUAGUUCUUCCCAACAAGCUCACUCAGGUGGACAGGAUGCCCAGCCCGAGGUUGUGGUCAUGUCCGACGUACACAUCUACGACGUUAUUACGAGAUCUUGGACGCAUAUAAACACUGCAAAUACUCCGCAAGGUAGAUAUGCGCAUUGCGCAACUAUCCUUCCGUCUUCGGCGCCAUUCGUCUCUGCCAACGCUCCCAUGACAGCUAUCCAUAAUAACCCGUCAUCUUCCAACUCGAACCCCCACCAGGGCUCCAUUGGUGUCGAGAUAGACGGCUACGGGGGUGCGGAGAUGGUCGUCGUCGGCGGCCAGGAUAGCUCAAACCACUACAUAGAGCAAAUCAGUGUGUUCAACUUGCGUAGCCUGAAAUGGACAGCCACCAGUCCGCUAGGUCGAAGUUGCGGUGCAUACCGUUCUGUUGUUGUGCCGCUGACGGGAAUGUCAGUUAGUGACCUUGGAGCUGAACGGGCCGAGAAAGAGCUCGGAAAUGUUGCGAACAACCUUGAUGAGGGAGGGACACCAGGCUCCUCAAUGCUGAUAUACUCCAACUACAACUUUCUAGACGUGAAGCUAGAGCUCCAGGCGCGUCUGCCCGAUGGAAAGCUCGUCGAGAAAGCGAUGGACACCUCUGUAUCUCCGCCUGGCCUUCGCUUCCCCAACGGAGGCGUGAUCAAUGGCCAUUUCGUCGUGAGUGGUACUUAUCUCACCGCUUCCAAGCAGGAAUAUGCUCUGUGGGCAUUGGAUCUAAAGACUAUGACCUGGGGCCGGAUUGACGCUGGCGGUUCCAUCUUCUCAUGCGGUAGCUGGAAUCGUGGUGUCAUCUGGAAUAGGAGAAGCACCUUUGUUAUCCUAGGACACAGGAAGAGAAACUUGGUCGAGGAUUACAAUCAUCGUCGCAUCAACUUUUCACAUAUAUGUAUGGUUGAGUUGGAGGCUUUUGGACUCUACGAGAAUCCAAGGAGAGCCGCCCCGACUUCUGGAUACGUUUCUGUUAGUGCGCCUGCUCUGCCGCCCUCGCUGCAGCCAAAAUUCUCGCAACAGUGUUCUGGCGGAAGGCCGUAUUCCACGGCGGCAGAAAAACUGGGCCUGAUGGCACAAGCAUUCACUGAAUUAGCAGAUAUGGAUCUCCUUACGAUCGGUGGUGAACGUAUACCCGUUAGCUCGCAUAUCCUGUCUCGUCGAUGGGGGCCUUAUUUCGUCCAGCUCCUGUGUGAAGCUACCGCCGUCGCUGGCGAUAGCAUAAACGACGCAGCAACUCUUCGCCAGCCAAACACUGCGUUAAACAGUCGGAACUCUACUAUUACAAUAACACCUUCGUUAAGCACUGCCAGCCAGUACUCUACCGCAACAACAUUGGUGAAUACCAUGUCUAACAACUCGUCUUUGGGUGGCGCUGUGAACAACACCAACAACCAAAAGGACCAUACCGGACAGCCACCAGGAUCUUCCUCGUCCGCCGCCUCAUCCUGUCUAUCACGCGCAUCGAACCUCGAUAUCCCUUCCGCCCACAGUCUCCCACCCGCUGUGCGGCCUCGAACUCUUUAUCUACCACAUACAUACCUCACCAUACAGCUCUUAGUCCACUACCUCUAUACCUCCUCCUUACCUCCCGUUGGCUCUGCCCUCUGCACACCGCAGAUACUAUGCUCCCUCCUCCAGCUGGCUCGCCCUUACCAAGUAGACGGCCUUCUAGAAGCGACCGUCGAACGCCUCCAUCAAGUCCUCGAUGGCCGUAAUGCUGCUGCCGUCUUUAAUGCAGCCGCCAUGGCAGCUGGCGGAGGUCGUGGUACUAGCAUCUCCAAUGCACCCAAUCGAACUCUAGGUGUCCUCAAUGAUGGUCAUGGCCAUUCCCGUUCCUAUUCACGCUCCCAUUCCCGCUCUCAGUCGAAUGCAGCAGACUACCGUCGGCCGAGCAAUGCAACAGACGGUAUCACCUCCUUCAACUCCUCAGACGCCGAGUCCAUCGACAGACCCAAUACCGCUAGCAGCACUGCCUCUGCUUCCAGUGGAACAGCCGGCCGUUCCUCCAGUGCCCAACGGCCUGCUAAUCUCCGCAUUAAUACCAACUUUGGUAACGGAAGAAACCGUUCCGAGUCCACCGAUAGCGCCAGCAUACCUAAUUCCGCGUCCACUAAUAACAGUAACGGUGGGAUGGGUUAUCCUGAUUAUGAGCUGGCGCAGCAUGCCCAACGCGGCCGAAGUAGGAGUGGCCGCGAGAUCUGGACAGCCGAUAUCAGUAGUGUUGUCGGUCUGCAGAAGCGUGGGCUUAGAGGGUUGAUGGAAGGGCGACGCAUGAGGGAGAGAGGCGCCAGUAGCGCCGAUGCCCAGGAUAAUAAUGGCUCUGGAGUUAUUCCCGUCAAGAUGGGGCUGGGAAUUUCGUGA